Molecule: messenger RNA, 2436 nt
Organism: Closterium sp. NIES-65
Lineage: Eukaryota; Viridiplantae; Streptophyta; Zygnematophyceae; Desmidiales; Closteriaceae
Source: the annotation of a GenBank genome assembly
AUGGCCUUAUCGGUACAGGUCUUCCUUCACCCAAUUCCCCCCAUCCGAUUCCCCCCUUACACCCCCCCCCCCCCACCCGAUUUCCCCCACCCGAUUCCCCCACCCGACUCCCCACACCCGAUUCCCCCACCCGAUUCCCCACACCCCUCACCCGCCUUCCCCUCAACCGCCUUCCCCUCACCCGCCUUCCCCUCAUCCGCCUUUUCCCCUCAUCUGCCUUCCCCCACCAUCCGCCUUCCCCUCAUCCGCCUUUCCCCCUCAUCUGCCUUCCCCCACCAUCCGCCUUCCCCUCAUCCGCUGUCCCCCCACCCACCCCCUUCCCCCUCUCGCUUGCCCAGCCAUCUGGUUCGCGGCAUGGGUGCUGUGUGGUUUAGUAGGAGCAGUAUCUCCUCUCAUUCUUCUUUUCUUCUUCCUCGCCCUCCCCUCGUUCUCUUCUCUCAUUCAAUUUUCUCUCUCCCUUCGCUCUCCGUUUGUUCUCCUGAUCAGCUCUUCCUUCUCCCUCCCCUCUCUUCCCUCGCUCCCUCCCCUCUCUUCCCUCGCUCCCUCCCCUCUCUUUCCUCGCUCCCUCCCCUCUCUUCCCUCGCUCCCUCACCUCUCUUUCCUCGCUCCCUCCCCUCUCUUCCCUCGCUCCCUCCCCUCUCUUCCCUCGCUCCCUCCCCUCUCUCGCCCCUCUCCCUCACCCAGUGCCCUGGUUCACAGUGCUGGUGGCGGCGUGGGUGCUGUGUUCUCUGGCCGUGGCUGCUCUGCCUGAUCAGCUCUCGCUUCUCAUUCUGCCCUCUCUCGCCUCUCUCUCCACCUCUCUCCCCCUCUCUCGCCCUCUCUCCCCCUCUCUCGCCCUCUCUCCCCCUCUCUCCCCCUCUCUCCCCCUCUCUCGCCCUCUCUCCCCCUCUCUCGCCCUCUCUCCCCCUCUCUCCCCCUCUCUCGCCCUCUCUCCCUCUCUCUCCCCCUCUCUCCCCCUCUCUCCCCCUCUCUCGCCCUCUCUCCCCCUCUCUCCCCCUCUCUCGCCCUCUCUCCCCCUCUCUCCCCCUCUCUCGCCCUCUCUCCCCCUCUAUCCCCCUCUCUCCCCAUCUCUCCCCCUCUCUCGCCCCUCUCUCCCCCUCUCACCCUUCUGAUUCUGCCCCCUCUCCCCCUCUCACCCUCUCCUCCUCUUUCGCCCCUCUUUCGCCCCUCUCUCACCUCUCUCUCGCCCCUCUCUCCCCCUCUCUCCCCUUCUCUCCCCCUCUCUCCCCCUCUCUCCCCCUCUCUCACCCCUCUUUCGCCCUCUCUCGCCCCUCCCUCGGCUCCCUCUCACCUCUCUCUCGCCCCUCUCUCUCUCGCCCCUCUCUCGCUCGCCCCUCUCCCUUGCCCAGCGCCCUCGCGCACAGUGCUCGUCGCAGCAUGGGUGCUCGCCCUGGUUCACAGUGCUGGUGGCGGCGUGGGUGCUGUGUUCUCUGGCCGUGGCUGCUCUGCCUGAUCAGCUCUCGCUUCUCAUUCUGCCCUCUCUCGCCUCUCUCUCCACCUCUCUCCCCCUCUCUCGCCCUCUCUCCCCCUCUCUCGCCCUCUCUCCCCCUCUCUCCCCCUCUCUCCCCCUCUCUCGCCCUCUCUCCCCCUCUCUCGCCCUCUCUCCCCCUCUCUCCCCCUCUCUCGCCCUCUCUCCCUCUCUCUCCCCCUCUCUCCCCCUCUCUCCCCCUCUCUCGCCCUCUCUCCCCCUCUCUCCCCCUCUCUCGCCCUCUCUCCCCCUCUCUCCCCCUCUCUCGCCCUCUCUCCCCCUCUAUCCCCCUCUCUCCCCAUCUCUCCCCCUCUCUCGCCCCUCUCUCCCCCUCUCACCCUUCUGAUUCUGCCCCCUCUCCCCCUCUCACCCUCUCCUCCUCUUUCGCCCCUCUUUCGCCCCUCUCUCACCUCUCUCUCGCCCCUCUCUCCCCCUCUCUCCCCUUCUCUCCCCCUCUCUCCCCCUCUCUCCCCCUCUCUCACCCCUCUUUCGCCCUCUCUCGCCCCUCCCUCGGCUCCCUCUCACCUCUCUCUCGCCCCUCUCUCUCUCGCCCCUCUCUCGCUCGCCCCUCUCCCUUGCCCAGCGCCCUCGCGCACAGUGCUCGUCGCAGCAUGGGUGCUCGCCCUGUGCUGGUGGCGGCGUGGGUGCUGUGUGGGCUGGGCGUCUCAGGGCGGCUGCUCUACUCGAAGCAUUCCCAAUACGAGAGCCGCAGGGAGGAGGCGCUGGGCGUGUGGUGCAAGGAGCGCGCCCUCAUGCUGCAGCAGCUCGUGCUCACCCAUGUGGGGCAGAUGCAGACACUCACAGGCAUCAUCUCAGUGAUGGGCAAGCCGGGACAGCGGGGCAAGUGGGGGCUGGACACGUGUUUAAACGGCAGCACGUGGGAGGCGUACCUCACUCACACCGCCUAUGCCCGCCCGGGCAACACGGGGGCGACCGCGUGUGUCUUUGUCACGGACGAGGAGAGGUGA